Molecule: messenger RNA, 3126 nt
Organism: Tetrapisispora phaffii CBS 4417
Lineage: Eukaryota; Fungi; Ascomycota; Saccharomycetes; Saccharomycetales; Saccharomycetaceae
Gene: TAF1
Product: histone acetyltransferase
Exons: 1
Coding region: 1-3126 (1041 amino acids)
Biological process (GO): transcription by RNA polymerase II; RNA polymerase II preinitiation complex assembly
Cellular component (GO): transcription factor TFIID complex
Molecular function (GO): histone acetyltransferase activity; RNA polymerase II general transcription initiation factor binding; RNA polymerase II general transcription initiation factor activity
Source: RefSeq, a predicted model, not a curated record
AUGUCUAAAGGAAACAAUAAUACAAAAAAGCAGAAAAGUGAAACAGAUUUAAGUAAUGAAGAUGCAGCAUAUGCAGCAAUCUUUGAGGGUGACUUUGGUUCUUUAGAUAUCGGAACUUAUAUUGAUUCCGACAAAAAAGAAGGUGCAACUCAGCAUCUUCCUGAUGCUGUUGAUUUCGAAGAUGAGGAUGAAUUAGCAGAGGAAGAACUCACAGAGGAAUCGUUUUCUAAUAAUAAUGAAGUUAUAAUGCAUAAUCAAGUUUCAAUGAAAGGAUUACCGCUAGGAAAAGAGGGAACUAUGGAAUUUUCAACGAAUGAUAAUGCAUUGGAUAUAGGCGAAGCAUAUUUUGAUGGUCCAGGUAAUGAAGAAUAUUACAAUGUUCUACCACAGGACAAUAAUUCAAUUAUGGAAAGAAAUAUUUCAGUCGAUGAAUAUCAAGGUGGAAAUAAUGCCCUGUUUAUGGAAGACAACAGAAAUGCAGUAUAUAUGGAUCAUCAACAGCAGUACACGCCUGUAUUCGAAGAUGAAUAUAGACCGGAAAUUGAAGAACAAACAAAGCAACAAGCGGCUGGAAUCUCAGUCAAAGAAGAAAAACAGCUACUUAAGAAUUAUUUCCCUGAUUAUGAAAAAGGAAAAAUAUUAAAAUGGAACAAACUUAUUUAUAGAAAACUAGGAAAAUACAACUGGCAGAGAGAAACUUUGUUAAAAGAUAGAGAAAUAAGACCAUUGAUACCUUUAAAUUUAAAAAUUCAGGUUCAACCUGAUCAAAGAAGAACAUUUAAAAACUUUUCUGAUAGUUUGCAUACAAAUAUUACUAACAAUCCGUUGUCUAACAACAAUAAUAUAAAUAAAGGAAGAGAAAAAGGUAUAAUAAAAGCAACUAUGCAACAACUCCUUGUAUCUGAAAAGAAAACAGAUAAAACAGACAAGAAUCAUUACACACUUUCUGAAGAAUUAUUAAUUGCUACAGAUGAGUGGGACCAAGAGAAAUUUAUUAACGGUAACGAACUACCUAAUGCAAAAGAAAAUUCUUCAGAAAAUGCAGUAUACAGAAAACUUGAUGGUUGGGAAUGGAAUGAAGAAGAUUUAGUGAAUGCAGUAUUGCCUAUGGCAAAGGUCGCUCAAUUAGAUAUGAAUGAUGAAAAAUUGUUAUUAGUAGGAGAUACUAAAAAUGAUAAUCAAAAGCAAGAAAUACCAUUACCUCUAUCUGAUAAAGCUCUCUUGGAAAAGUUCAAUAUUUCAAACGAUGAACAAUACUCUAUCUUGAAGAAAAAGCAUCAAACAAGAGUACGUGCCACUAUUUCGAAUCUGAAUAUAGAACAUUCUUUACCAGCAAUCAAAUUACAAACUCCAUAUUACAAAGUAUCUAUUCCUAGAGAUGAACUAAGACACUUUCACAGGCCAAACUUUGGUUCUAAAAUUCGUCCAGGUACAAAUAUUGUUUUCAGUAAAUUGAAAAACAGAAAGAGAAAAAGAGACAAAGGUAAAGAUAUUAAAGAUUCAUUUGCAUUAUCACAAGAUUUAACAAUAGGUGAUUCUGCUCCAAUAUAUUUAAUGGAAUAUUCCGAAGAAAGGCCCCUUGCAUUAUCUAAGUUUGGUAUGACAAGCAAAUUAAUCAAUUACUACAGAAAAACUGAUGAGCAAGACACAACACGCCCAAAAUUACAAGUUGGUGAAACACACGUUUUGGGUGUUCAAGACAAAUCCCCAUUUUGGAAUUUUGGUUUUGUUGAACCUGGUCAUAUUGUGCCAACACUAUAUAAUAACAUGAUAAGAGCACCAGUAUUUAAACAUGAGGUAUCCGGAACAGAUUUUCUUCUAAUUAAAAGUUCUGGAUGUGGUGCCGGUAAUAGGUUUUUCUUAAGAGGUAUUAAUCAUCUAUUCACAGUUGGUCAAACCUUCCCUGUGGAUGAAAUACCUGGUCCAAAUUCAAGAAAAGUGACGUCUAUGAGAAUGACAAGAAUGAAAAUGAUUGUUUACCGUAUUUUAAAUAAAACUCCAAAAAGGGCAAUAUCAUUAGAUCCUAUCGCUCGGCACUUUCCUGAUCAAGAUUAUGGGCAAAAUAGACAGAAAGUCAAAGAAUUUAUGAAAUAUCAAAGAGAGGGUCCUGAAAAAGGUCUCUGGAAAUUGAAAGAAGGAGAACCCAUGCUGGAUAAUAUAAAUGCUAGAAAACUAAUUACUCCUGAACAAGUUGCUGAAGUUGAAUCUUUAAAUCAAGAUAUUGCGUUCAAAGAAGAUAACGAAUUGUUCAACCUAGAUGAAAAAUUAGUAAAACUAGAAGAAAACUUAUUAAGUUGGAAUAUAAGCAAGAAUUUUGUCAAUGCUACACAAAUGAGAGCUAUGGUACAAAUUAACGGUAUUGGUGAUCCUACUGGUUGUAAUGAAGGUUUUUCAUUCUUAAAGACAUCAAUGAAAGGUGGAUUUUUAAAGAAUAGAACAAAAAAUGAUACAAAUACGGCUUCAUCAUCUUCUUUAGCUAGUGGACAUACUUACAAUGUUGCACAACAGCAAAAAAUAUAUACUGAAGAAAUCAGGAAGAAAUGGUAUAUAGCAGCAAAAAGUCUAAGUAUAUCAAAUCCUUUUGAAGAAAUGACUGACCCAGAUGAAGUAAAUGCAACCAAUAAACAUGUCCGUAACGUGAGGGAGGAUAAAAAAGUCUUAAGAAUUAUCAGGAAAGAAAGGGAUGAAAAUGGCAUAAUCCAAAGGAAAACUAUUGUUAUUAAAGAUCCAAGAGUGAUAAAAGGUUACUUAAAGGGUAAAGAACUAAGAAGUCAAACCAAAAUUGAUGUGAACUCAAUCUUGAAGGAAGAAAUCGAUGUUAAUAAUAUUGAAGGUAUUGAACUUCAAAAGAAAUUGUUACAAAAUGAGUUAGCAAACUUAGAAAAAUCACAACACAGACGUCGUGCUUUGAAACAAAAAAGUAUAGAAAAUAAAGAAAAUGGUUUAGAAGGCGGUGCAAAAGGUAGAAACAGAAGACGUAGAUGUACAACCUGUGGCCAGUUGGGACAUAUCAGAACGAAUAAAUCCUGUCCAAUGUAUAAUGGUAUUGAUGCAGUUAUGAAUCCAUCUCAACAGCCAAAUCCAACAACCUCAACUACAAAUAUCCCAGCAAUCAAUGAGCAAUGA